CGGCGACAGAGAGGCAAACCCCUCGGGGGAUUUAUUCCAAUCUCUUGCCUCCUUGCUCUUGCUCUUGCAUCGUGCGGAUGGAGUCGAACUAACUGUCUGCAAUCUGGUCAACGAACGUUUCUUCAUAUUGUUAUUGUUAGCGUCGCCACUCGGGGAGUCGCUGCCUGCCAUCAACCCAUCAAAGGGUCGCCGCGACCCGCUUUGCAUCGGCCCCAUUGUUCAUCUUCGGGUUGCAUUCUUCUUUUCCAAUUAAUUGUUCUGCAUCCGUCUACCCUCGUGCAUCGCUUUGUCUCUCCUGAACGACCGCAAGUGCCUGCCAUUAUGGCGCCGAUGCUGGGCAAUGACUCAAUCGAUGACGGGCUACCGACUGCCCAGACCCCAAGAAAGAACAUCCUCUACAUCGACGCGUAUGACUCCUUCUCGUACAAUGUCGUCGCCAUGCUCGAAGAGCUCCUCGAGGCCCAGGUGACCGUCCUGAUGAUCGACUCCGCCUGGCCGAAUGGGAAUAUGGUCGAGUUCCUGCAACAUUACGAAGCCGUGGUUCUGGGGCCAGGGCCUGGAGACCCCCAUGCGCCCCCCGAUGUAGGCAUCAUGGGCGACAUCUGGACCCUGAGCGCCGCAGACAUGCUGCCAGUCUUCGGGAUCUGUCUCGGCUUCCAGAGUCUGUGCCUCCGCCAUGGGGCCACGGUGGGCCGGUUGCCAUACCCGCUGCAUGGCCAGGUCCGCCGCGUUCAAUCCGUCCAGGAGGACAUCUUCGAGGGCCUAUCCGAUCUGGAAGUCACGCUGUACCACUCGCUAUACGCCCAGAUGGAAUCCGUGUCGGAUGGCGGCAGCGACCGAAGGCUCAUCGGCCCCGCGGCGCUAGAGCUUCAUCUUCUGGCCUGGUUGGCCAUCGAACACGGCGACCUUGCCGGCGGCGUGCAGCUUCCUAUGGCUGUGCGCCAUAAAACCAAGCCGUUUUGGGGGGUUCAGUUCCACCCGGAAUCGUGCAAGUCGGACCGAAACGCAUGCAGUAAGCUCCUCAGGAGAUGGUGGGAGAUGGCUCGCCGUUACAAAAUUAACGGACGAGGCGGUUACACGAGCCUCCCCAAUGGCAUCCUCCCGUCACUUAAUGCUGCGACGAGGCUCCCGGAUAUCGCCCACACCAUGUUGGACUGGACGGCGUCGAGCUCGAAUCGCUCUUUCUGCCGAGACUUCAUCACCUCGGAGCUGGACGCUGAAAUGAUAUGCGAGAGUCUCAAUAGUCCAGGCUCGCCCACGGUGCUGUUCAAAUCCAAUGGCCGAUACAGCAUCGUGUCCGUGCCAAGUCCUUCCAACUGGAGGUUGGAGUACUUCGCGCAGAAUGAGAAGUUAUUUCUGGAGAAGAUGGGAAGUGACGGAGCCGGCGAACGAGCAGUAGUCGAGAGGUACUUGCCGGUGUCUCAAUUCUGGGAUGUACUUCGGUAUGUCAUGGACACGAAGAAGGUCGACUCGGGGGACAGUGCCGUGCCCUUCUGGGCCGGCUUCUUGGGAUACUUCUCGUACGAAAUGGGGCUUGCUUGCCUCUCUCGUCCGAAGGAGCACAGCCAGGGCCACCCAGGAGCUUGUUCAUCCCCAGACAACACGUCCAAGGACGAUCCGGCAGAUGCCAGUUUAUUGUGGACGGAACGGAGCAUCAUACUCGAUCAUGAGACGGGCCGUGUCACCGUGCAGUCUACGCGAGAGGCCGACGACUCACCAACUGGAUGGCUCAAUGAAGCGGUGCAUUUCUUGCAGAAGCUCACGUCUGUCGACAAGAUUGCAACCGACACAGAGGUCUUGGACCCCAUUCUUAGUCGAGGCGUGGUGCAGCUUCCAAACAAGGAAACCUACUGGGAGCAGUUUGAGGCCUGCAGGGCCCAACUGCAGGCCGGAGAGUCAUACGAAUUAUGCCUUACCUGCGAAACCACCAUAACAUUACCUUCGCCAGACACCGACUAUGCGCGCAUCCACUUCCCGUGGGGGCUGUAUAAGCGCCUGCAAAAAUAUAAUCCUGCCGCGUUCAGUGCCUAUGCGAGGCUGGGAAGCGUGAAGAUCGUCAGCAGCAGCCCGGAGUGCUUCCUCAACUGGGACCGCGAGUCCACCCUGGAGAUGAAGCCGAUGAAAGGCACGGUGAGAAAGACAGGCGACAUGACCCUGGAGAAAGCCCGGGCGAUCUUGGGCUCGACCAAGGAAAUGGCCGAGAACCUGAUGAUUGCGGAUCUGAUCCGACAUGACCUCUAUGGCAUCUGCGGCUCGGGGGGCGUUCGAGUGGAAAAGCUGCUCGAGGUGGAGGACCACGGGCGGGUCUAUCAGAUGAUCACGCACGUCAAGGGACAAGUCGAUCCAGCUCGACCUGGAUUUGCGGCGCGAGACAUGCCGCAACUGCAUUCCGCCGGCAUGUCCGUCUAUGGACUGACCGCGCUGCAGAGAUGCCUUCCUCCGGGCUCCAUGACCGGUGCCCCAAAGGAGCGCUCCUGCAUGCACCUCUCCUCGAUCGAGGCCCGCAAGCGCGGCAUCUACUCGGGCGUCAUGGGCUUCCUCGACCUGGGAGGCGGAGGAAGCUUUUCGGUCCUGAUUCGCACCGCCUUCUCUUCCUCUGGUGACCAGGACAGCGAGCACACGUGGCGGAUCGGGGCUGGAGGCGCAAUCACCAUCUUGAGCACCCCCGAGGGUGAAUGGGACGAGAUGUUGACCAAGCUGAGGACCGUGUACGGGGUCUUCACCCCGGCAGGUACGAAGGGACUACUGGGCUGAAACAGUCCCAGUUCUUGUUUUUCACUUUUUGUCAUUGGUACCGGUGCCAGUGGCUUCAACACUUGCAUAUAUGUCUUGGAUCGAACAUAGACGAUAGAGACACUUUCAACAUCCAGCGUUGGUUACAGACGGCGUUCUUUGGGGACUGAUUUGAUUUGCAUUUGCAUAUGCAUUGUUUGAAGCAGACGAGAGUUUAUCACUUUCUCGAGCCACCUGCGCACUGUUUUCUAUUCAACAAGAUACCCUGGUGGGGACCCCUGAGGGCUCCAUGAAGUAUAUCCACAAAUACACAUCUAUC
This is a messenger RNA of Aspergillus heteromorphus CBS 117.55, 3052 nucleotides long. RefSeq names its product aminodeoxychorismate synthase pabA (gene pabA). The transcript has a single exon. Bases 322 to 2754 code for a protein of 810 amino acids. Lineage: Eukaryota; Fungi; Ascomycota; Eurotiomycetes; Eurotiales; Aspergillaceae. Gene Ontology annotation, biological process: L-tryptophan biosynthetic process. The record is from RefSeq and is a predicted model, not a curated record.